CAGUCGGGAAUCUAAUGUGGGACUUCCUGUUCAGACUGUGUUUUUCAGAGGAACUAGGAAACGCAGUUUGUCAGACUUCCCUCCGCUAACCCGCUAACCCGAUACGCAGUCCAGUCAGUCUAGUUUCAGCGUUAUUUCGACUGUCAUUUCACCAGUGGUCAAUAGAGAGGGCGUUCACUAACGUCUCUUACCAUCAAAGUUAGCUAGUAAGCUAACGCUAACGUUAGAGCUCCGCUGUGCUUUAGCCAUGUCUGCUUCGGCUGGAUGCUCCCCGGCCGGCCAUAGCUCAGGCCUCGGCCCCGGUAUGUCCAUGUUUCGCUGGCUAGAAGUGCUUGAGAAAGAAUUCGACAAGGCCUUCGUGGACGUGGACCUUCUGCUCGGCGAAAUAGACCCAGAUCAAGUCGACAUUACGUAUGAGGGGCGGCAGAAGAUGACCAGCCUGAGCUCCUGUUUUGCUCAGCUGUGUCACAAAACCCAGACGGUUUUUCAACUCAACCAUAAGCUGGAGGCUCAGCUGGUGGACCUGCGUUCGGAGCUGACUGAGGCUAAGGCUGAGGGGGCAGUGGUAGAAAGGGAGGUCCACGACCAGCUCCUGCAGCUUCAUGCUCUCCAGCUGCAGCUUCAUGCCAAGCAAGGCCAGGCUGAGGACUCUGACACCAUCAAAGACAGACUGCCUGCACCAACAUUGGAAGAGAUGGAACAAGAGCUGGAGGCCAGUAAGAAGGAGAAAUUAGCAGUGGCAAGGCUGGAGGCAGAAGUGAGACUAUUUAAGAAAGAAAACGAGGCCCUUCGCAGGCACAUGGCAGUACUGCAGGCCGAGGUGUAUGGAGCCAGGCUCGCUGCCAAAUACUUGGACAAGGAACUGGCUGGCAGGGUGCAGCAGAUCCAGUUACUAGGCCGUGAUAUGAAAGGGCCAGCACACGACAAGCUGUGGAACCAGCUGGAGGCAGAGAUUCACCUUCACCGCCACAAGACUGUCAUCCGAGCGUGCAGAGGUCGUAACGAUCCGAAGAAACCCCUCGCCUCUCCUGUGGGGCAUGACCCAGACAUGCUGAAGAAAACCCAGGGAGUAGGCCCCAUCAGAAAGGUGGUGCUGGUCAAAGACGAUCACGAGGGGCUGGGAAUCUCCAUCACAGGUGGGAAGGAGCACGGCGUUCCCAUUUUAAUUUCAGAGAUCCAUCCGGGUCAGCCCGCUGACAGGUGUGGAGGUCUGCACGUGGGCGAUGCCAUCCUUGCUGUCAACAGCAUCAAUUUGCGAGAUGCCAAACACAAGGAGGCUGUCACCAUUCUGUCCCAGCAGCGGGGGCAGAUAGAGUUUGAGGUGGUGUACGUGGCUCCGGAGGUGGACAGCGAUGAUGAGAAUGUGGAGUAUGAGGACGACAGCGGCCAUCGCUACCGACUCUACCUGGACGAACUGGAAGACAGUAGCGCAGCGCCACCUAGCAACAGCUCGGCUCCGCUGCAAGCUCUGGAGAAGAUGUCACUGAGCAACGGACCAGAGAAUGGAGAUACUGGGAUCUCCAGCGAGACACCUUCAGAGGAAACCCCUUCAAAGCCUCCUGAGACUGACUGCUCCUUCUAGAGGCUCAGCCAAGCCAUUGCAUUGGUAUUUGGAGAUAUAACAAGGGGAUCGGGGCCGAAAUCCCUCUCAGAGACCUCAAUCAAAGAAUUUGAUGACAAGCCCAGGGACUAGGGUGUUCUUUGUGUUCUGGGGUUGUGGGCAUUGGGGGUUUAUCCUGGGCAUGUGGCAAUGAUUUGGGGUAAAAGUACAUGUUUGAAGAAGCAGUGGUGGCAGAUAUGUAGAGGAGGGAGUGUUACUGACCAGUGUGUGACUUUUUUUUUUUUUUGGAGAUAUUUUAUUAAGAUACUUCUGGGAGUUGAUAGGACGGCUGCAUGUGAGAGAAGAGCAGAGUGUGGGCGUUCUUGAGCUGUCCUGGAGGCUCAGGGACAUCAGGGAGGAAGAGAUUACACAUGGGUGAAAAUGUCUUUCAGGGAGACUCUUGAAGAGUGUUUUGUUUCUGUUUUGUAUAGUUACUCAUUUUGUCUUGGCAACAUUAAGACAAGACGAUAAUUGCCCCCCCCGGCCUUCCCCAGGGAAAUAAUCUCAAAAUGGAAAUGAACGGAAAAAAGAAUUUCAUUUUAGUGACGAGAAUAAAUCUGUCAACAACCUUCCCAAGAACUAGAGCGAGGCCGUUCAUUCACAUUGGACUAAGAUGGGGGAAAAAAAAAUCCAAUUGAAAAAAAAAACCUUGUGAAAUAAAUAUCAGAUGCAAAAAACUGCUGUAAAAAUCUUACCUGUCAUCACCAGUACACUUAUUUAAAACACAUAAAACCUAAACAAGGCAGGUGGAUGGUGUGUUGAAUCACAGAUCCAGGGCCUAAUGAAUGAAUGAAUGAACAUACUGGACACUGAAGUCCAAGAGCAACGAUGGGCAAAGUUUCUUCUCCAAGCUAAACAGUCUACAUGUACCUGAGUAGCUGCUUCUGCCUCUGAAGUUUUAUAAGUUGAGUGUUUCUCUGUAGUUAUCCAUAAAAUGAAGUAUGCUUUGACAGCUGAUGAACCAGCAAUCUUAUUAAUUAUUCUUUUUUUUUUUUUUUAUAUAUCCCUCUUAUCCAACAUAGAAAUCUGUGGAGAGUCGUUGUAAUUUACCCUCUGAAGUCUGAGUCAGUCAGUAUUUCAAGUCAUAAAGGUUGUUUCCAAAUCCCGACUGAGACUGCAGCCUUCUGUCCUUUUAACUUUUUCAGACAUAUCCCUUAUUCUGUGUAUUCAUCCGCGUAUUUUCUGUGGGUCCCUCACAAAUCUCGAAGCCCUUCAGAGCCAGAAUUUAGCAAAGCAAUCAAACAAUGAAGACACUACGAUAGACAAUGAGAAGAAGACGUCUGGAUAUUUUUGAAUUAACAUUAAAAGAAAAAAAAAAGCAUGUUAUACAGCAUUUAAUGCCUGUCAUUGAGAGUCUGAGGACAGUGUAAUUAUUUCAGUGACUGUGCUUGUCAUACUAGUGUAUGACCUCUAAAAAACCCUGUCCUGGUAUUGUGUCCUGUUGAUGAGGUGGUGAGUGUAGGGUGGAUGUUCCACUGACCCAUUAUCCCUUCAGAGCUUUUUAACCUGGUUCCAUCACUAACAUAUUUCAGCAUGUCACUGUGUGGUGAAUAUACAGGGGUGGGAACAGUAACACUUGUAAGAUACAAUGUGAUUGAAUACAAUCAUUUUUAAUAAUGGGGUCUUUCUUAACUUGCGUGUAUUGCUGUAUACUUUUUUUUUUUUUUUUUUUUUUUUUUUUAUUGUCACAUUAUGUUCUAUCGUAACACACUGUAUUUUGUCAGAAACAGCUCACAAUAUAAUGCAGUAAAAUACAACAAAUCACGAAGAACUCCAAACGGGAUGGAACAGCUAGAUCAGGUCCUCCCUGACACCAUGCUGAGUAUUUUAUUGUGCCCAGCUCUUGUACCUAUCGGCACCACUGAUACCUGCCAGUGUUUCUGGCCCAAAGGAACACGAGUAAGUGGAACCCUGAGUAUGUCCUGACUCUGUGACCUUCAGUAAUCACAUGUCAGUGUCUUUACCGGCUUUUUCUUACUCUGUUUUCCUUGGCGCUUUGGUUUGUGUCUCUAAACUCUUCACAUAUAUGAUGUGCGUUCUUUAUAGGUAAUGUAUUCUAGCUAAACAAUUUAUUUAGCCUUUAAAUAAAGUUUUGUUUCAAUUUGG
This is a messenger RNA of Toxotes jaculatrix (banded archerfish), 3706 nucleotides long. It is a transcript of the gene gopc, whose product is annotated as golgi-associated PDZ and coiled-coil motif containing. The coding region runs from base 248 to 1582 and encodes 444 amino acids. The transcript has 9 exons. Gene Ontology annotation, biological process: negative regulation of protein localization to cell surface. Lineage: Eukaryota; Metazoa; Chordata; Actinopteri; Toxotidae. The record is from RefSeq and is a predicted model, not a curated record. Gene Ontology annotation, molecular function: transmembrane transporter binding. Gene Ontology annotation, cellular component: Golgi apparatus; trans-Golgi network transport vesicle; membrane.